Molecule: messenger RNA, 594 nt
Organism: Fonsecaea multimorphosa CBS 102226
Lineage: Eukaryota; Fungi; Ascomycota; Eurotiomycetes; Chaetothyriales; Herpotrichiellaceae
Exons: 2
Coding region: 1-594 (197 amino acids)
Source: RefSeq, a predicted model, not a curated record
AUGAAGCUCUCUCCUUACAGUUCGGCGCUUGUCCUCCUCGUCUCCUACUAUGGGAGACUGACUUCCUGUCAAACUCCGCCGGGCUUCUCCCCCAGUACCAACAAGGCCCUGUACGUCUCCUUCGACAAUGUGGAAAUCACGCCAGGAAAGCGUUAUCCCCUUGAUGACACGGCGGUCUCUCCCAGCAUCGCUUUCCCCGGCUGUGGUCCUCCGCAAGACACCCAUCUUGUCCUGAUGGUCGAUCUGGAUGCCCCUGAUGGUGCCGCGAACAACCGCAGCCUGGCCCCUCUCCUGCACUGGCUGCAGCAAUCCAUCCCAGCGAGGCUUCCGGCCAUCUCGAGCAACUACUCUGUCGCCGCUGCCGCCCCCAUCGCACCAUACGCUAUGCCUCAACCACCUCCAGGAUCCGGGCUGCAUCGAUAUGUCAUUCUUGCGUUCGACCAACCCCAGAAGACAUUCAGUGUGCCGGCCAAUUUUUCACAAUUCAACAACGAGAAUCGUUUCAACUUUGAUGUGGCCGAGUUUGCGGAAGAGGCGAAGUUGACUGUUGCAGGAGCGACUUGGUUCGUGACACAGAAUACCACACAAGCUUAG